AACAACCGUUUUCUUUACUGGGAGAAGCCGAGAUUCAUCUUGGAAGUAGACUGUGUAUCAUGAUAAAAAUGUGCUUUUUAAUACUUAUUUUAACGGGUCAUUAAUGUGCCCAAACGGGGUCUAUGAGAAUGAAAACCCGGGAUUCACCUCCGUCGCCGCCACCGGUUCACCUCCACGUACUGGAGACUACACCUAUACAUGUUCACAUGAGGAGGAGUCCCAGCAAAACCCCACAGAGUCGGGAAAAAGGUGCCCAGGUGAAGGGCGACGGAGGUAGACCAAAGGUCCGGAAGCCGUGGAUUCCUCCGGGAAGGCUGUCCUGCAGAAGAGAUGUGGACUCCCACAAGUGCCAGACGAGCCGAGUGCGGCAUCAGACAGAAAAUGGGAUCAGACAUCAGAACGAAGCAGAGGAGCAGGAGGAAGAGCUGGAUGCAGUGUCCAAGGACCUCAGCAUCCUACUUAGAGAGCAAGAGAGCUUUCGCCGUUUGAGGAAGUCAGAUUCUCGCGGUCAACACAGAGGGGCAGAUGUGCUCCUGAGAGCCCUCGUUGAAGCAGAAAUUGACGGCGUAGCUGUAGCCAGUCAGCUGACAGCUUUGAAGGAAACUAUGGACAGCUUUGCCAAGGACAAGACGCCAUCAAAACUGCACGCAGCUUCUCUGGAACGGCAGCAGAAGUUGUUGUUGGAAAAGAUCGAGAUGUUUGAUAACACACACCACGGCCUCCGACAGCUCCUCAGAGAGUGGAGUGAACAUGAGCGGGAAUCACUGGUGAGGUCAGAACAGACAGACACCCUGAGAAAGAGACUGGCCGACAGUGAAGCAGACAACAUGCGCCUUCUGGCCAAACUCACCCACAAGGAGAAAGAGGCCUCAAAGCUUGCAGAGCAUUUGGACUUUGAAAAGGACAAUGUGAAGACAACCGAGGAGCUUUCAAGAAUCCUGGAGUCAACUCGCAGCCACCUGGAGUCUCAGCUGAGCCGAGCAGAGGCAGAAAAGACCCGACUGGCCGCUCAGAUUCAGAGGAUGCAUCAGAGCCAGGAGCAGCAGCAGAAGGAGCUCCAGGUGCUUCAGGAGGAGCUGCAAACUCUUAGGGAGCAGAGGGAGGCCGAGGAGAGAAGUCUGGCCCUGCUCACCGAGCAGGGAGAGCGAGCCGAGGAGGCCGCCAGGCGGCUCGCGGACAAACUUCAGGAAAAGGAGUCCCAGCUGGCUCAGGCUCUCUCUACAUCCAGUGACUGGUGCCUCCGUCAUUCCAAGGAGGCAGCGGCUAAAGGACAGCUAGAACAGGAAAUCUCUGCUCUCAAACAUCAGGUGAUCGAGCUGCACGCUCAGCUUCAGUCAGCGGAGGAGAAGAGUCGGACAGAGAGGGAGGAGCUCCGGGAUCAGCUGCAUCAUCUCAGUGCCGAAAACGCCUCCACCAAGCUGCACAAUCAAAGUCUCAAGAGUCAGCUGACGUCUUCUGAGGAGACACAGCGAGGGCUUCAGUCUGAAGCUCGUCAGCUGAAAGCGUCGAUCAGGAAGUAUGAAAACCUGGUGGAGAAGUACAAGAAGAAGGUCCAGCAGGCUCGCCUGGAGUCCGAGGAGUACUGCCUGAAGCUGGAGGCGGUGCAGAAGGAGGCGCUAGACGUGCACGUCAGCCUGGACAGGGAGAAGGAGCAGGUGAGGCGGGAGCUGCUGGGGCGGCUCAGAGAGCUCGAGACUCUACCGGACAGAUUGAGGAAGACCGAGCAGCAGCUCCGAGAAGCCCAGCAGGAGGCUGACGCACGCGAGAGGAGGAACAUGGAGAAUAACUCCGCCCUCUCUGAAGUCAGGCACAAGGUGGAGCAGCAAGGCACUCAGCUGGAGACGCUUCAGCAGAGGAACCUGCUGCUGCAGGAGGAAAACAACGUCUUGAAGGAGAAAGUGUACAACUUCGAGAGGAGGCUGGAGGGCUUGAAGGCAGAAAACAGAGAGAUGUCUCAAUCUCUCGCUUCGAAGGAAGCCAGUAUCCACAGCAUCCAGCAGCAGCUGGAGGAGAAGAGUCACGAGUGCAGCGUCCUGUCCAGACAACUGCAGCAAACUCUGGACGACGUACAGAAACAGGUAGACGACAGCAUGCAGAGGGUUUUAGCCAAAGAGAGAUCGUCUCAGUCUAAAGCCCUGGACCUCCAGAGCCAGCUGAGCCGAGCCAAAACGGAGCUGAGCCAACUGCAGCGAAACAAGGAGGAAAUGGAGCGGCGCUUCCAGAGCCAGCUGCAGAACAUGAAGGACCGGCUGGAGCAGUCGGACUCGACAAACCGCAGCCUGCAGAACUACGUCCAUUUUCUCAAAACCUCCUACGGAAAUGUGUUUGGUGACUCUCUGCUUGGAAGCUGACAAGCAAAAUUUAUCCAGCCUGACCAGCAGUGAUCCUCCCGAACUAUCGUACGGGACAUAAACCGCAUUUAUUAAAGGUCUGCUUUUGACUUGAA
Molecule: messenger RNA, 2446 nt
Organism: Maylandia zebra (zebra mbuna)
Lineage: Eukaryota; Metazoa; Chordata; Actinopteri; Cichliformes; Cichlidae
Product: outer dense fiber protein 2
Biological process (GO): regulation of cilium assembly
Cellular component (GO): centrosome
Source: RefSeq, a predicted model, not a curated record